UCAUCCAGGUUGUGACUGACCUGAAGCUGUUCAUGAAGAAUUCCCUCUCCAUCAUCUCCACUCACCUCCUGCAGCUCAUUAAGACCCUGGUGGAGCGCGCUGCCAUAGAAAUUGAUGUUAUCUUCCCUGGCUACACUCACCUGCAGAAAGCUCAGCCCAUCAGAUGGAGCCAGUUCUUGCUCAGCCAUGCUGUUGCUCUGACCCGUGAUUCGGAGCGCCUGGGAGAGGUGAAGAGGAGGAUCAACGUCUUGCCUUUGGGAAGCGGUGCUCUGGCUGGCAACCCACUGGAAAUUGAUAGAGAGCUUCUGCGUAGUGAGCUGGACUUUGCUUCCAUCAGCCUGAACAGCAUGGAUGCCGUUAGCGAGAGGGACUUUGUGGUGGAAUUCCUCUCUGUUGCCACCCUGCUGAUGAUCCACCUUAGCAAGAUGGCUGAAGAUCUCAUCAUCUACAGUACCAGCGAGUUUGGCUUUGUAACUCUCUCUGAUGCUUACAGCACUGGCAGCAGCCUGAUGCCUCAGAAGAAGAACCCCGAUAGCCUGGAACUGAUCCGCAGCAAAGCUGGACGAGUGUUUGGUCGGUUGGCUGCUAUUCUCAUGGUUCUCAAAGGACUUCCAAGCACCUACAACAAGGAUCUGCAGGAGGACAAGGAGGCUGUCUUUGAUGUUGUGGACACCCUGAAUGCUGUGCUCCAGGUUGCCACUGGAGUGAUUUCGACCCUCCAGAUCAACAGGGAGAACAUGGAGAAGGCUCUGAGCCCUGAGAUUCUGUCUACUGAUCUGGCGCUCUACUUAGUUCGUAAAGGAAUGCCAUUCAGGCAGGCCCACGCUGCCUCUGGGAAGGCCGUCCACCUCGCUGAGACUAAGGGCACCACCAUCAAUAAUCUCAGCCUGGAUGACCUGAAGAGCAUCAGCCCCCUGUUUGGCAGCGAUGUCUCCCAGGUCUUCAACGUUGUCAACAGCGUGGAGCAGUACACGGCCAUGGGUGGUACCGCCAAGAGCAGCGUGACUGCCCAGAUCGAGCAGCUGAGGGAGCUGUUGAAGAGGCAUAAGGAACAAGCUUAGAGUGUGGGGAGAUAUCCCGAGGAUGCAGCAUUGUGCCUAUCACGCUAAUCUGGAGUUAAUAAACACUGGGGUGUAUGUAGCUCACUGAAA
Messenger RNA from Pelecanus crispus (Dalmatian pelican), 1151 nucleotides. The record is from RefSeq and is a predicted model, not a curated record. NCBI's taxonomy places the organism in Eukaryota, Metazoa, Chordata, Aves, Pelecaniformes, Pelecanidae.